This is a messenger RNA of Acaulospora morrowiae, 1533 nucleotides long. The record is from the annotation of a GenBank genome assembly. Lineage: Eukaryota; Fungi; Glomeromycota; Glomeromycetes; Diversisporales; Acaulosporaceae.
AUGGCUUCGUAUCCUCCCGCAUCAAAACCUAUUCAUUCUUUGAAUUUACACGAAAAGCUCCUAAAAAUUGGUCGGAACAUUCCAUGCACUGCAGAAGAUCAAACUGGGGAAAUACACAAUAAGUGUCAAUGUCUCGGCUGGAAACCAAAGACCAACAACACGGGGCGUGCCGAUUUGUGCGCGUGCGGUCAUCGCGUCAGUUGGCACGGCCAUAAUAAUUCGUUAACGCAAGAAAUACUUAAUGCACGCUUGGAGAUAGCCAUGAAAAUCGAUAAUAUUUUGGAGUCCAAAGAUAAAUUACAAGAUUUCGAAUAUGAAGAUGCUGAACUAAAGAGUUUAAGGCAACAGCUCAUAGCAAUUGGCGAAAGUCCCAACCCAAAUAAGCGAAAGUUAGUUGACGAUUACGAGAAUGGGUUUAGCUCGAAUAAGCCUAAACUUGAUGAGCCCAUUGUCCACGAGAAACCCGCGAUGGCAGAGGAACGCCUGGGGACCAUCGCCAUGAAAGUACUAACCAACGAUGAUACCAUCGAGAAUCUCACUUUAUUGACGGGUCUCAAGAAUUUGAUUAAAAUUCAGUUGCCCAACAUGCCACCUGAGUACAUCACUCGUCUCGUCUAUGACAAGCGUCAUUAUUCUUUGGCCAUAAUCAAAGGGGGAAAUCGAGUGGUUGGUGGUAUUACCUACCGUUUGUUCCCGGAGAAUAAACUUGCGGAAAUUGUGUUUUGUGUUGUUAGUUCAACCGAGCAGGCAAAGGGGUACGGUUCUCAUCUGAUGAAUGAUUUAAAGGAUCUUCUUAAGGAAAAGGAAGGCAUUAAACAUCUGAUGACUUAUGCUGACAAUCAUGCCAUGGGAUUUUUCAAGAAAAAUGGUUUCACAACUGAUAUUACUCUUGAUAAAGGUUUGUGGAUGGGUUUCAUAAAAGAUUACGAUGAAGCCACAAUUAUGCAGUGUACAAUGAUCGAAAAGGUCAAGUACAAAAAACUACAUGAGAUUCUUGCUAUGCAGAGAAGGGCGAUAAAGAAUGAAAUUGCCGUGCGAAAGAACAAAAUUACAAUCUAUAAAGGAUUAGACAUUUCUAAAAACAAACCGAUUAAUCCGUUAGACAUACCGGGCAUUCGAGAAUCGGGUUGGAACGAAGAAAUGGAGGCUCGCGUUCGCGGAAACAAAAAAUCUAUACGUAAUAUUAUGGCGAGUAUCACAGUGGAAUUAAAGAAGUAUCCAAAAUCUUGGCCAUUUCGCACUCCUGUCAAUCGCGAUGAAGUACCCGAUUAUUAUAAUGUUAUCAAAAAUCCGAUGGACCUUGCCACCAUCGAAUCGAAAGUGGAGAAUAAUUAUUAUAAAUCAAUCGAAGAUUAUGCAUCGGACGUUAGAACAAUAUUUCUCAACUGUCGCCUCUACAAUGCCGAAGGGACGAUAUAUGUGAAGUGUGCUGCUGGGCUCGAAAAAUAUUUUAACGAACGUUUAAAAUAUUAUGACGUUUGCAUUACUAAUGACAAGAAAAAGGUGCGCCUAAUCGUCGAUAUUUUGGGUUAA